GGACAAAAUCCUCCCGUCGUCUCGUCCCGUAGCAGCUCGCCCAAGCCAACUGCGUCCACCGGGAUCGCGAUGGAGAGCUGGGUCCGCGCGGUGGUGGAGGCCAUCUACUCCUCUCGCUCCCAGGCGGUCAUCUACCUCGCCGGCGGCGCAUCUCAGGCGCUCGGCUGGCUCCUGUCCGUGCCCGGCGCGUCGGGCACCGUCCUCGAGGUCGUCGUGCCCUACUCCAGGGCCUCCAUGGCGCAGCUCCUUGGCAAGAUGCCCUUGCAAUUCACCAGCAAGCAGGCUGCAGAGGACAUGGCACUGGCCGCGUACAACCGAGCACUCAAGCUUUCUGGGCCAGGUCUGCAAGUUAUGGGUGUUGGAUUUACAGGGUCACUUGCAAGCUCACGUCCAAAACAUGGUGACCACAGGUUUUAUGUGUCAACGUGGACUCACAAUUGCCUCAGGACAUCACAUGUUACCUUGUCAAAGGGUUUACGGAGCAGAGAGGAAGAAGACGAGGUUUCAAGCUGUUUUUUGCUUAAGGCAAUAGCAGAUACCUGCAGAGUAUCUGCAACUAUUCAGUCAGGCAUUCAAGAACCUGAACUUCCAGAAGAAAGCACGGAACAAUUUGAUGAAGAUCAAGAGCUCCAACAAGUCAUUGAUGGGCAAGUUUGCAUGAAAGUCUAUCAUUUUGCCGCUCCAGUGGAAACGAACUUCAAUAGGAAAGUAAUUCUACCUGGUUCAUUCAACCCCUUGCAUGAUGGCCACCUUAAGCUGUUGGAAGUUGCAUCAAGCAUGUAUGAUGAUGGGCUUCCAUUCUUUGAGAUAUCAGCAAUCAAUGCCGAUAAACCUCCACUAUCUAUUCCAGAAAUUAAGAGGCGUGUUGAGCAAUUUAGAAAAGCAGGGAAGAAUGUGAUAAUAUCUAACCAACCAUACUUCUAUAAGAAAGCGGAGCUUUUCCCAGGAAGUGCUUUUAUAAUUGGUGCAGACACUGCAGCUAGGCUUGUUAAUCCCAAGUAUUAUGGAGGAGAUUACAAUAGAAUGCUGGAGAUACUUCUCAAAUGUAAAAGCACAGGUACCACUUUUCUUGUUGGUGGUCGAAUGAUUGAAGGAGUUUUCAAGGCCCUUGAGGAUUUAGUCAUUCCAGAGGAGCUGAGCGACAUGUUCAUCUCCAUACCAGAGGAAAAAUUUCGCAUGGAUAUUUCAUCUACUGAAUUAAGGAAAAGCCAAGGUCUCUGAUGUUUUAGACAUGGUCAUAUUCCAGAUUCAAGUUGACUCUCCACAGUACACAAACAUUUAAGGAAGGUUGUCAGUUCUGUGAGCACGGAGGGUGGCCUCUGGUGCAUGGCGGGGGCCUCCAAGCUCCAGGAACUCAUGUCCAGGUUGUCCAGGUCGCUGCCUCUUGGAGCUUAAGCUCUGAAGGGCUGCUGGUUGUCUGUUUUGCUAUUCCGUGGUGCGACCGUGAGUUUUGGUUUUCUGUAAGUGUGUGGGUGUGUUUAUGUGUGUUUGUGGGGUUUGCCUGGUACUCGGGUUGGGUCUUUCUAGACUUGUGUACUUUUAUUUCUACCUUAAUGAAAUGACGCGCAGUUCUCCUGCGUGGUUCAAGAAAAAAAGGACACUAGUUUCUUUGCUGCAGAGCCCUGCCUAGUGUCUUGUAGCCAAUAAUUUUUUUCCAGUAUAUCCCACAGCAUAUACCAAGAAUGAAGAGUAAAACACAUAACACUAGCGUUUCACAUGUUAGAAGACAAUGAAUGAUGAAUGUCAUGUAAUCAUGUUUAUAUUCCUUUUUUUCCCUAGACGAUUAGGCAAUCUUAGCUAUUUGUCUUGCUGAGUCCAUAUUGGAUGCUCUUUUUUCAUGUGCUGUACUUAUACAAACCCAUGGUGUCAGAGUUGAAAGAGAAAACACCACUCAAUUCUUAUUAAUGAUCUGCUUUGUUGAGAUUACAACAUUAUAGUUCAUUUCAUAUUGAUUGUGAAGUCUUGAAAAUAUGCUUGUAUCCAUGCAUUGAUAGGUACAUUUGAAUGCUGACAGUCUGAAUUCUCCAGGCUCAGUUGAAGCUACUUCUUGCUUUUCUGGUUCAAACACCUUUGUACAAAUUACAAUAGGACCAUUUUCGCUGGAAGCAAUCAAAUGAUAGCUCAUUCCCUUUCGAGGGAAUCAUUGAUGUAUCUUCAGGGAGUAUAUCUUAUAUAGGUUUUGACUUGACAGGGCCUCUUGGUAUUUUGUUGAGCAAAUUGGAAUCAAUCCUCUUAUAGAACCUCUUGAUGUCUUCACUACCUCUUGCAGCUAGAUGGUCCACCUCUGUCUCAUAUCUUUGGUACAAUGCUGGCAAAGUGUGAGCACACAAAAAUCCUGUGGAAGUAAGUUGUUCAGACUUGUUAAAUGUAUUAUAGCAAUUGGUUUGUAUGAUCUUUGUGUGUUCAUCUUGUUAAAAAUUACCGCAGUACUCACCGAGAUAUAGUAGACUUGUGAAGCUGUAAGAACUUCCAAUCUCAGACAAUAUUAGCAGUGAAAAGAUCACCUUAAUAUUAGAAACAGCAUAUUGUUAGUCUAAGGUUAAAGUGUUGUAAAUUGCCCAAAAACACUAUAAAAGUGAUGAAAAAUAAAGGCAAAAUAAUGGGUUGCAGUUCAGUUA
Molecule: messenger RNA, 2618 nt
Organism: Setaria italica (foxtail millet)
Lineage: Eukaryota; Viridiplantae; Streptophyta; Magnoliopsida; Poales; Poaceae
Exons: 13
Coding region: 70-1221 (383 amino acids)
Cellular component (GO): nucleus; cytoplasm
Molecular function (GO): nicotinamide-nucleotide adenylyltransferase activity; ATP hydrolysis activity
Source: RefSeq, a predicted model, not a curated record